AUGGAUACUACGACCCCUUCGCCACAUUGGGGAAAGUUCCGCUACCUGACCCGGGGGGUCAAGCCAGCUCCAACAAAAGAAGCGUAUCUACUUCCACCUCUGUCCGAGUUUGGUGACGUCGUUAGAUUACCCCUCACCGACAUGAAGCCCUCUUUAGAUCUGGGAGACGAGUCCCCAUACAAGCUCUCAGUCCAUGGAUUCACCGCUCGCCGACACCACUCCGCCCUGCAUGCAGCUCCAUACGACCGUAGUAGCUGGAACAAUGAGCGUCUGCUGCGUGAGAUCUACUUCCCCGAAGUACAAGAACUGGUUAAGAAGGUUACGGGAUGUAAGAAGGUGGUGAUAUCUGCCGCAGUGCUACGCAACGAAUUAUACAAAGAAAGCGAUGCAGCAGUGGCGGCAGCACACCCAGAAGAAAACGGACAAACCCUAACCAACAAUCCCGAAGCGAAACUAUUUCCCCCAAUUGUCGGCAACUCAAGGGCAGAUCCUAUCUGUCCUGCCCCGAAAGUGCACCUUGACCUGACCCCAAAGGGUGCCAGGCUCCACAUUCGCAAGUACCAUCGCGAGGUGACGUCCGCGGCCGAGCGGGUAAUCGAAGCGGAGAACCGGUUGCUGGAAUCUGGCGUGCAAUGGGAUGACCUCAAGGACUUUUAUGCAGGGAAGGAGGGCGGCGAUGAGGGGGUGCCUAGAUUCGCGCUUUUCUCUAUUUGGCGGCCCUUGAAAACCGUCCAUCGCGACCCCCUGGCUUUGGCUUCCUGUGCUUCUUUUCCUCAAUCGGAUUACGUGCCGGCGGACCAGUUGGAGCCCUUGGAUAUGCAGAUUCCAGCUCAUCUGUCGCGGAUUAUUGGGCCUAAUGGCCAAGAUGUUUCAUCCAACGCGGAUAAUGGAACUUAUCAAACGCAGGGCUAUCUGGCCUAUGCGCCACGGGAUAAAGAGCAAAAGGCGCAUGGCUGGCACUUCAUUUCAGAGCAACAGCCUUCUGAUGUCUUGAUAAUUCAACUUUUUGACAACGAGAUGGAGGCGCAUGCAAGAGCACCACAGGAAGGGGCCAAUAAGAGGUCUAAUUUGGGAGUCGGGGGAGCCAUCCAUAGUGCCUUCGAGUUGGACGGUCAGGAUAUACAUUCUGAAGCUCGGGAAAGUAUUGAAGUCAGAUGUACAGCGGUUUGGUAA
Aspergillus pseudonomiae is the source of this 1173-nucleotide messenger RNA. RefSeq lists its product as uncharacterized. Gene Ontology annotation, molecular function: oxidoreductase activity. The transcript has a single exon. The record is from RefSeq and is a predicted model, not a curated record. Lineage: Eukaryota; Fungi; Ascomycota; Eurotiomycetes; Eurotiales; Aspergillaceae. Bases 1 to 1173 code for a protein of 390 amino acids.